AUGUCGGGGUAUCAGGGAGGUGGUCGUAAUGACUACAACGAUGCCUACGGGCAAAACCACGACUCGUACUAUCAAGACGAUCAAAACGGUCGAUACUAUGACAACGGGAAUGGCCAAGACGCCCGCGGCCAACCCAAUAACGCCAAUCCUAACGACGGUUACUAUGACGAAUCCGGCUAUUAUAAUGCCGACCCCAAUAAUCCCUACGCUGCCGAAGGUGGUUAUUACGACGGCCACGAUCAGUAUCAAGGCGAAUAUUACGACGAGAACCAGGCUGGCUAUUACGGCCAGUAUGGGCAAGGUACCAAUGGUCAGCGACGGGGCGAUUCCGAGGAAGACUCGGAAACAUUCAGUGAUUUCACUAUGAGGUCCGACAUGGCCCGUGCCGCCGAGAUGGACUAUUAUGGUCGCGGCGACGAGAGGUAUAGCGGCUACAACGAAGGCCAAGGUGCUAGAGGCUUUCGACCACCUUCUUCGCAGGUAUCAUACGGCGGGAACCGGUCAUCUGGUGCUUCGACGCCUAACUAUGGAAUGGAUUAUGGCAAUAUGCCCAAUACUCAGAGAUCCCGGGAGCCAUACCCGGCGUGGACCUCCGACGCGCAGAUACCCUUGUCGAAGGAAGAGAUUGAGGAUAUCUUCUUGGACCUCGCAAACAAGUUCGGUUUCCAACGCGACAGUAUGCGGAACAUGUACGACCAUCUCAUGGUCCUGUUGGAUUCGAGAGCUUCCAGAAUGACUCCCAACCAAGCCCUACUGUCGCUCCAUGCGGACUACAUUGGCGGCGACAAUGCCAACUAUCGGAAGUGGUAUUUCGCCGCUCAUCUUGAUCUCGACGACGCUGUUGGCUUCGCGAACAUGGGGAAGAAAUCUCGCAAGUCCAAGAAGAAGGCGAAGAGCAAGAAAGGCGAUCAGACCGAAGACGAGGUUCUAGAAGAUUUGGAGGGCGAUGACAGCCUCGAAGCUGCCGAGUACCGCUGGAAGACACGCAUGAACCGCAUGUCCCAGCACGAUCGCGUGCGCCAGGUCGCACUGUUCCUUCUCUGCUGGGGCGAAGCAAACCAGGUCCGAUUCAUGCCCGAGUGCCUCUGUUUUAUCUUUAAGUGCGCCGACGAUUACUUGAAUUCACCGGCGUGCCAGAACCUAGUCGAACCAGUCGAGGAAGGUACGUUCCUGAACAAUGUGAUCACGCCACUUUAUCAGUACUGUAGAGAUCAAGGCUACGAGAUCUCGGAUGGCAAGUAUAUUCGACGUGAGCGUGAUCACAACCAAAUUAUCGGGUACGAUGAUUGCAACCAGCUAUUCUGGUAUCCCGAAGGUAUCGAACGCAUCGUUCUCGAAGACAAGAGCAAGCUGGUCGAUGUCCCCCCUGCGGAACGCUACAUGAAGCUGAAGGAUGUGAACUGGAAGAAGUGCUUCUUCAAGACCUACAGAGAAACGCGGUCGUGGUUCCACAUGAUUCUCAAUUUUAACCGCAUUUGGAUUAUUCAUUUGACCAUGUUCUGGUUCUACACCGCCCACAAUGCCCCAACUCUCCUGGUUGGAGCUGCGUACGAGCAGCAAGUCAACCAGCAGCCACCAGCCUCUGCGCAAUGGUCCAUUGUGGGUGUCGGCGGCGCCAUUCCCUGCAUAAUUCAGAUCAUCGCGACCUGCGCAGAGUGGGCAUACGUCCCUCGCCACUGGUCCGGAGCUCAGCAUCUCACGAAACGUCUCAUCUUCCUCAUCUUCAUGCUUAUCCUCAACAUCGGCCCUAGCGCCUACAUCUUCGGCUUCCCCGAUAAGCAAGAAGAGCAGCCCGCCCUCAUUCUGGGCAUCGUUCAGUUUUUUAUCGCCCUGAUCACCUUCCUGUUCUUCGCGAUCAUGCCUCUCGGUGGCCUCUUCGGUAGCUAUCUGACGAAGAACUCUCGCCGUUACGUGGCUAGCCAGACAUUCACCGCCAGCUGGCCGCAUCUGAAAGGCAACGACAGGGCGCUGUCAUACUUCCUGUGGGCGACUGUCUUCGGUGCGAAGUUCGGAGAGUCGUAUGUUUACCUAACCCUGUCCAUCCGAGACCCUAUCCGCUACCUCAUGAUCAUGGAUGUCUCGUCUUGCCUCGGAGACACCCACAUAGGACCUAUGCUCUGCCAGCAACAGCCAACAGUCGUUCUAAUUCUCAUGAUCAUUACCGAUUUGAUCUUGUUCUUCCUGGACACCUACAUGUGGUAUGUCCUGCUGAACGCUGUCAUCUCGAUCGCGAGAUCGUUUUACCUCGGUUCGUCUAUCUUGACGCCGUGGCGUAACAUUUUCUCUCGGCUGCCCAAGCGAAUCUACUCCAAAGUCCUCGCCACUACCGACAUGGAGAUUAAGUAUAAGCCCAAAGUUCUGAUAUCGCAAAUCUGGAAUGCUAUCGUCAUCUCCAUGUAUCGGGAGCACCUGCUAGCCAUUGACCACGUUCAGAAACUUCUCUACCACCAAGUUCCCUCGGAGCAGGAAGGCAAGCGAACGUUACGCGCCCCUACCUUUUUUGUGUCUCAGGAAGACCACUCGUUCAAGACCGAGUUCUUCCCCACGCAUAGUGAAGCAGAGCGGCGCAUUUCGUUCUUCGCUCAAUCUCUGUCUACCCCCAUCCCCGAGCCUGUGCCGGUUGACAAUAUGCCGACGUUUACCGUGUUGAUUCCCCACUACGGCGAGAAGAUUCUUCUGACCUUGCGUGAGAUUAUCCGCGAAGACGAGCCGUACUCCCGGGUCACGCAGCUCGAGUACCUCAAGCAACUCCACCCGCACGAAUGGGACUGCUUCGUCAAGGACACCAAGAUUCUUGCCGACGAGACUUCGCAAUUCAAUGGCGAUGAGGAAAAAUCUGAGAAGGACACGGCGAAAAGCAAGAUCGACGACCUACCCUUCUACUGCAUCGGUUUUAAGUCUUCUGCCCCCGAGUAUACGCUUCGUACACGUAUCUGGGCAUCCCUCCGGUCGCAGACUCUGUAUCGUACAAUCUCGGGCUUCAUGAACUAUAGUCGCGCCAUCAAGUUGCUGUAUCGUGUUGAGAACCCGGAAGUCGUCCAAAUGUUCGGUGGUAACUCUGACAAGCUAGAACGCGAAUUGGAGAGAAUGGCUCGUCGCAAGUUCAAGCUCGUCGUAUCCAUGCAGCGCUAUGCCAAAUUUAAGAAGGAGGAGAUGGAGAACGCCGAAUUUCUCCUCAGAGCAUACCCCGACCUGCAGAUUGCCUACCUCGACGAAGAGCCUCCGUUGGUCGAAGGCAGCGAGCCGCGUAUCUACUCUGCCCUUAUCGAUGGGCACUCUGAGAUCAUGGAGAACGGCAUGCGCCGACCUAAGUUCCGCAUCCAGCUUUCCGGCAACCCGGUUCUCGGUGACGGCAAAUCGGACAACCAAAAUCACGCCAUCAUCUUCUAUCGCGGCGAGUAUAUUCAGCUUAUCGAUGCUAACCAGGAUAACUAUCUCGAGGAGUGUCUAAAGAUCCGCUCCGUGCUAGCCGAAUUUGAAGAGAUGACGAGCGACAACGUUUCUCCCUAUACCCCGGGUGUGAAGACCGAAUCCGUCGCACCCGUCGCCAUCUUGGGUGCUCGUGAAUACAUCUUCUCGGAGAACAUUGGUAUCCUCGGUGAUAUCGCCGCCGGUAAGGAACAGACCUUCGGUACCCUAUUCGCCAGAACAUUGUCCCAGAUCGGUGGCAAGCUUCACUACGGCCAUCCGGAUUUCCUCAACGGUAUCUUUAUGAACACGCGGGGCGGUGUCUCUAAGGCUCAGAAAGGUCUUCACCUGAACGAAGAUAUCUACGCCGGCAUGAAUGCUUUGCUCCGCGGUGGUCGUAUCAAGCACUGCGAGUAUUACCAGUGUGGUAAGGGUCGUGAUCUCGGGUUCGGGUCAAUUCUCAACUUCACUACGAAGAUCGGCACUGGUAUGGGCGAGCAGAUGCUUUCGAGAGAGUACUACUAUCUGGGUACACAGCUCCCCCUCGAUCGUUUCUUGUCCUUCUACUACGCCCACGCCGGUUUCCACUUGAACAACAUCUUCAUCAUGUUGUCUGUCGAGAUGUUCAUGAUCGUCCUCAUCAAUGUCGGUGCCCUCCGAAACCAGACGAUUGCAUGCGAUUACAAUCGCAACGUCCCGAUCACGGAUCCCCUAUUCCCUACCGGAUGCCAGAACACCGAUGCCCUCAUGGACUGGAUUUAUCGAUGCGUCAUUUCCAUCUUCGUCGUGUUCUUCUUGGCCUUCGUCCCUCUGAUUGUCCAAGAAGUCACGGAACGUGGUCUCCUCCGCGCCGCAACCCGAUUGGCCAAGCAGUUCUGCUCGCUCUCUCCGUUUUUCGAAGUCUUCGUCUGCCAGAUCUACGCCAACUCUGUGACUCAGGAUUUGUCUUUCGGCGGCGCCCGCUACAUCGGAACCGGUCGUGGUUUUGCCACUGCGCGUAUCCCGUUCGGCGUCCUCUUCUCGCGUUUCGCCGGUCCCUCGAUCUAUUUCGGAGCGCGUCUCCUGAUCAUGUUGCUUUUCGCUACACUGACCAUCUGGCAGGCCGCCCUGGUCUAUUUCUGGGUCUCGCUGCUUGCGUUAGUCAUCUCGCCGUUCCUCUACAACCCUCACCAAUUUGCCUGGAAUGACUUCUUCAUCGACUAUCGUGAUUACCUCCGAUGGCUCUCGCGUGGUAACUCCCUUAGUCACGCGUCGUCGUGGAUCUCCUUCUGUCGUCUCUCGCGGACGAGGACCACGGGCUACAAGCGCAAGGUUCUAGGUGACCCUUCUGGCAAGCUGUCCGCUGACGUACCUCGCGCGGCCAUCACCAACCUCUUCUUUGGCGAGAUCAUCGCCCCUCUGCUUUUCGUGGCCUGCACUCUACUGCCUUACCUGUUUAUCAACGCGCAGACGGGUGUCCCGAGUCUCGAUCCAUCUGCCAAAGCCACCGCUUCGCUUCUUCGCGUCGGCAUCGUUGCUUUCGCUCCCAUUGCCCUCAAUGCCGGCGUACUCGCCGCCUUCUUUGGCAUGGCUUGCUGCAUGGGCCCGCUGCUGAGCAUGUGCUGCAAGAAGUUCGGUAGUGUCCUCGCAGCCAUUGCUCACGCCAUCGCCGUCAUCGGACUUCUCGUGUUCUUCGAAGUCAUGUUUUUUCUGGAGGGCUUCGACUUCACCAAGACGCUUUUGGGUAUGAUUGCUGUCGUGGCGCUGCAGCGGUUUAUCAUGAAGAUCAUCAUCACGUUCGCGCUCACCCGUGAGAUGAAGACGGAUCAGUCUAACAUCGCGUUCUGGACGGGCAAGUGGUACUCUAUGGGCUGGCACUCGAUUUCCCAGCCGGCGCGUGAAUUCCUCUGCAAGAUUACCGAGUUGACCAUGUUCGCCUCCGAUUUCAUUCUCGGCCAUUUCCUCCUAUUCAUGAUGCUUCCUGUCAUCAUCAUCCCUCAGGUUGACAAGCUCCACUCGAUGAUGCUCUUUUGGCUGCGACCAAGUCGUCAAAUUCGCCCGCCCAUCUAUUCGAUGAAGCAGUCGAAACUCAGGAGGAGACGAGUCAUCCGUUAUGCCGUCCUGUACUUCGUUCUGCUUGUGGUAUUCCUCGGUCUCAUCGUUGGGCCGGCCGUAGCGGGCAAGCACAUCGAUCCUAACAUAUCAAAGUCGAUAUCCGCCCAGCUCCCUUUCCCGUUGGCCCAACCGGCGAACCAGGACCAUAACGACACGCGGAACCGGACGCAGACGGGUACUGGCCGUCCUAACUACACGGGUCCCGGCUUGGCAUCCAUGACCAACACUGCGGCUGCAGCGGCAACUACGACCGCGUCCAACACUCGCGAUAAAUUCCGUUUCGUCUGA
Messenger RNA from Durotheca rogersii, 5790 nucleotides. RefSeq names its product glycosyltransferase family 48 protein. Gene Ontology annotation, biological process: fungal-type cell wall polysaccharide biosynthetic process; (1->3)-beta-D-glucan biosynthetic process. Gene Ontology annotation, cellular component: plasma membrane; 1,3-beta-D-glucan synthase complex. The coding region runs from base 1 to 5790 and encodes 1929 amino acids. The transcript is spliced from 3 exons. Gene Ontology annotation, molecular function: 1,3-beta-D-glucan synthase activity. NCBI's taxonomy places the organism in Eukaryota, Fungi, Ascomycota, Sordariomycetes, Xylariales, Xylariaceae. The record is from RefSeq and is a predicted model, not a curated record.